AUGGCUCGUGGUCCCAAGAAACAUCUGAAGCAUGUAGUGGGUCAGCAUUGUACGCUGGAUGAACUGACCGGUGUGUUUGCUCCUCAUCCACCUACUGGUCCCCAUAAACCAAGAGAGUGUCUCCCUCUCAUCAUUUUCUUGAAGAACAGACUUACGUGUGCCCUAGCAGGAGAUGAGGUAAAGAAGAUCUGUAUGCAGUGUUUUAUUAAGAUUGAUGGCAAGGUCCAAACUGAUAUAACCUACCCUAAUGGUUUUAUGGAUGUCAUCAGCAUACACAAGACUGGGGAAUAUUUCCAUCUGAUCUGCAACACCAAGGGUCACUUUGCUAUUCAUUGGAUUACACCUGAGGAGACCAAGUACAAGCUGUGCAAAGUGAGAAAGAUCUUUGUGGGGACAAAAGGACUUCUUCAUCUGGUGACCCAUGAUGCUGGCACUAUCUGCUAUCCUGAUCCCUUCAUCAAAGUGACUGACACCAUUCAGAUUGAUCUGCAGACUGGAAAGUUUACUGACUCCAUCAAGUUUGACACUGGUAAUCUGUGUAUGGUGACUGGAGGUGUUAACCUGGGAAGAAUUGGUGUGAUCAUCAACAGAGAGAGGCACCCUGGUUCUUUUGAUGUAGUUCAUGUGAAAGAUGUCAAUGGCAGCAGCUUUGCCACCCAACUCUCCAACAUUUUUAUAUACAAAAGCAACAAACCAUGGAUUUCUCUUUCCUGUGGAAACGAUGUCUGCCUCACCACUGCUGAAGAAAGAGACAAGAGACUGGCAACCAGACAGAGCAGUGGGUAA
This is a messenger RNA of Lynx canadensis (Canada lynx), 786 nucleotides long. Its product is annotated as 40S ribosomal protein S4-like. Gene Ontology annotation, molecular function: RNA binding; structural constituent of ribosome. Gene Ontology annotation, cellular component: ribosome; cytosolic small ribosomal subunit. Lineage: Eukaryota; Metazoa; Chordata; Mammalia; Carnivora; Felidae. Gene Ontology annotation, biological process: translation. The record is from RefSeq and is a predicted model, not a curated record.